GUUGAAAAUAGAAUGGGACCAACAGCUGCCAGAGGAAUUGUCAAAUAGAUGGUAUACAUUUUACAAAGAGUUUAAUGAUCUAAGUUAUCUACCUAUUCCGAGAAAGUGUAUACCGUACCAAUCUGUGGAAGUUGAAAUCCAUGGGUUUUGCGACGCAUCGGAAGAGGCCUAUGGAUCUGCAAUCUACGUACGAAGUAAGGAUUAUACUGGCUGCUGGCACUCCCGAUUACUAUGUGCGAGGACGCGUGUCGCGCCAUUAAAAGGCUCGACAAUACCAAGGCUUGAGCUGGGAGGAGCAUUAACACUCACUCAGUUAUCGAUAAAAGUGUCCGAGGCCUUAGAGAUGGAUGUUAAAAAAUUCUACUUAUGGACUGAUUCGAUGGUAGUACUUGGAUGGCUAAAUUCACAAACUUGUAGAUUAAAAACAUUCGUGGCCAACCGGGUAGAAGAGAUUCUAGAAACUACGCAGCCAGAGCAAUGGAGGCAUGUAGUAACAAGCGAAAAUCCAGCUGAUAUUCUCUCUCGAGGUACAACGCCGAAUAAUCUUCAGAGCAUGAACCUAUGGUGGCAGGGACCACAUUGGUUAGCGUCAGAGUCAGAUGAAUUUAAGAAAUCAAUCAUUACAAACCAGAAUCAGGACCUGCCGGAGCAGCGCAAGGUUAAGCUAGCAUUGUUGGCAGUGAAUCCGCUAGGCAACCUUUUCCAGCACUAUUCCAAUUGGCGGAAUCUGCUAUGUGCAGUGGCAUGGAUUUCGAGGUUCCUAAGAUAUCUAAGGGCGAAAAAGAACUUAGAUGUGCCCAAAUAUCUAACCGUAUCUGAGCUUAAAUCAGCGGAGAUAACAGUACUAAAGCAGGUACAGCAGGAGGUGUUUGCAAGAGAGAUGUUGGAACUGGAAAAGGGUAAUGAUUUAGGAAGAAAUAGCAAGCUAAAGGGACUCUCACCGUAUUUAGAAGACGGCUUGAUCUUAGUUGUUGGACGAUUAGGACACGCCCAAAUCCCUGAGCGCCAAAAGCACCCAAUAGUUUUGCCUAAUGGUCAUAGAGUAUCGAAGCUAAUUUUCGAGAAUAAACAUCGAGAACUUUUACAUUGUGGGCCACAGUCACUACUGGCUGACAUCAGACGUGUAUACUGGCCAAUUAAGGGACGGAUUACAGCACGGUCAGUCAUAUCAAAAUGUGUAAGAUGUGCUAGGGCAAAGCCACAAUUUGCACAACCCCUAAUGGGACAACUGCCACAGCAAAGAGUCAAUGUCUCACCACCGUUCGCUGUAACAGGUGUUGACUUUGCAGGGCCAUUAAUUGUUCGAAGUGGAGUACGUCGAAUUGUCGGAACAAAGGCCUGGAUAUCACUAUUUGUGUGUUUUUCAACUAGAGCUAUUCAUUUAGAGGUAGUGGAGAAUCUAUCUAGUAGUGCCUUUGUAGCAGCACUUAGGCGUUUAAUGGCACGGAGAGGACGUUGUGUGAAAAUAUAUAGUGACAAUGGGACUAACUUCGUGGGCGCUCAGAAGGAGCUCAACAUUCCAAUUCAACAAAGUAUACCUGUAUUAGCCAAGGAAGGUAUUGAAUGGCAUUUCAACCCGCCCUCUGCCCCACAUUUUGGCGGCUUAUGGGAAAGUGCGGUCAAAAGUGCUAAACACCAUUUAACUCGUAUGCUUGGUGAAACCAAGCUCACUAUAGGCGAGCUUAAUACCUUACUGUGCCAGGUCGAGGCAUGUUUAAACUCGCGACCGAUCACACCAAUGAGUCAUGAUCCUUCAGAGCUAGAAGCACUGACCCCAGCUCACUUCCUAAUUGGAAGGCCCAUCACGUUAAUGCCUGAAGUAGACCUGACACAAGAUAAUCCAGGAGGCAAGCGCAGAUGGAAAUACGUACAACACUCAAGUCAAACAUUUUGGAAAAGAUGGCAUGCAGAAUAUUUACCACAAAUGCAAGUUCGAGGAAAAUGGACAACAAAAAAGGGAUCAUUGAAGAUUGAUGAUAUUGUUAUAAUAAAGGAAGAUCAUGUACCACCUACCAAAUGGAAGCUUGGCAGAGUCAUUAAGGUCCAUCCAGGAGUAGAUGGAGAAAUCCGAGUGGUUACAGUACGAAUUGGUUCAGGAACAGAAAUGAAAAGGCCAACAGUAAAACUAUGCCGACUCCCAACAGACAAAGACAUAAAUGUAGAUGCAGACAAAGAGUUAGUUGAAAAAUAAAUUUUCAACGCGGGGGAGAAUGUUGACGCCGCAACAUAGUAGGUAGCAAGUAAUAUAUUAAGAAUUUAAUUAUCACUAGUCACGGAGGAACAGCUGGUCUCACACACAUAUCACGUUAUUUGUAUUGUUUUAUUUUUGUAUUGAAUGUGUCUUGUGAGUUAUAUAAUAUGCAGAUUAAACGUUAUCGCCAGCCGCCGCGCUGUCUACG
Molecule: messenger RNA, 2399 nt
Organism: Myzus persicae (green peach aphid)
Lineage: Eukaryota; Metazoa; Arthropoda; Insecta; Hemiptera; Aphididae
Exons: 2
Coding region: 344-2191 (615 amino acids)
Biological process (GO): DNA integration
Molecular function (GO): nucleic acid binding
Source: RefSeq, a predicted model, not a curated record